UACUCGUUGUGAGUGGUACUUAGAAAAAAAAGGCUCUGUGUUUUCUUUCGUUUUGUGCGAUUUUUGUUAUCGCAUCUUUAUUAAUUCGUCAUAUAUUUAAUUUAAUAAGCGUGGUUUAGGAACUAUCCACUAUCCCUACCUUUUCCAACGAUCAAGAGAAACUAUUUUUAAGAAUGAAUCGUAGAGUUUUAGGAAGCCUUGGGGCCGGUACCCGGACUAUGCAACCACAUAUGAUUAGUAACACAGCCACUUCAAUGAUGCCAUCAGACCCAUUUCUCACCCCACCACAUCAUGCAACUCCACGUGAAAGCCAAAGAGAUUUGCUUAUCAGAGAGUAUGGCAAACUCAAAUCAAGACUGAACCUGACAAAAGCAGAGUAUCAACUACAUAGAAAUAAUAUUGGAUAUCAUUCUACAGAUGUAAAUGAAGAAGACGAUCAUUCUGAUUUAGUAGUUGGAGUAUUUGAGACUCCACCAAAAACACCAAAGGAAUCCAAUGAAAAAAGGAAAUGUCAAACAUCUGGAGGACAAGAUACUCCAACGUCGAGUAAACCCAAGGCAAAGAAACAACGAGUUCAAAGAACAGUCCAACCUGUUUCGAUAUCAACUCAGAUUUGUGGUUUGACCAAAGAACAGUUGAUCAAUGUUGUGACGAGUUUGUCUGACAAUCAUCCAGAACUAGAAGAGGUAUAG
Saccoglossus kowalevskii is the source of this 692-nucleotide messenger RNA. RefSeq lists its product as uncharacterized. NCBI's taxonomy places the organism in Eukaryota, Metazoa, Hemichordata, Enteropneusta, Harrimaniidae. Gene Ontology annotation, biological process: nuclear protein quality control by the ubiquitin-proteasome system; proteasome localization. The record is from RefSeq and is a predicted model, not a curated record. Gene Ontology annotation, molecular function: proteasome binding. Gene Ontology annotation, cellular component: nuclear membrane; nucleus.